AUGGCCUCUAAAGAUGCACAGAGCCGAAGAAGCAGAGGUCUGCCUGGCUUUCUUCCCGGAGCUUCAGACCCAGACCACGGCCUUCACAUCGCACCUUCCAAUCCAGGGGACCAGGCAUGGCAGCGGGGUCCCCCUCUGCCAGGAAACCUCCCUCCUGGUCUAGAGUAUUUAAGCCAGUUAGACCUGAUUAUUAUACACCAGCAGGUGGAACUUCUUGGAAUGAUAUUAGGCACUGAGACCACCAACAAAUAUGAGAUUAAAAACAGCUUGGGACAAAGAAUAUACUUUGCAGUGGAGGAAAGCAUCUGCUUCAACCGUACUUUCUGUUCCACUCUGCGAUCAUGCAUUCUGAAGAUCAUCGAUAACUCAGGUCAAGAGGUGAUUACAGUCAACAGGCCCUUGAGGUGCAACAGCUGCUGGUGCCCUUGCUGCCUACAAGAGUUAGAAAUCCAAGCCCCUCCUGGUUCUAUAGUUGGUUAUGUUGCACAGAAGUGGGACCCCUUUCUGCCUAAAUUCACAAUCCAAAAUGCAAACAAAGAAGAUAUUUUGAAAAUUGUUGGUCCUUGUGCAACAUGUGGCUGUUUUGGCGAUGUGGAUUUUGAGGUGAAGACCGUUAAUGAAAAGCUCACAAUUGGAAAGAUUUCCAAGUACUGGUCAGGCUUUGUGAACGAUGUUUUCACCAACGCCGACAACUUUGGGAUCCACGUUCCUGCAGAUCUCGAUGUGACAGUCAAAGCAGCCAUGAUCGGUGCUUGCUUUCUUUUUGAUUUUAUGUUCUUUGAACAUUCACUGGCUGGAUUAUAACAAGCAAGAUGACAAAAGCAAUAAAAUAUGCAGAAUGUAUUUCAAAAUCCCCUGGGCUCUGGAUUUCAUUUCUGAAUGGUUUGACUAUUGGCUUUUUCGUUUUUUUUGUAACAAAAUGUUAAUUACUAUAUUUAUUAAAGCAUAAUGUAAUGAAGCA
Molecule: messenger RNA, 961 nt
Organism: Odocoileus virginianus texanus
Lineage: Eukaryota; Metazoa; Chordata; Mammalia; Artiodactyla; Cervidae
Gene: PLSCR5
Product: phospholipid scramblase family member 5
Biological process (GO): plasma membrane phospholipid scrambling
Cellular component (GO): plasma membrane
Molecular function (GO): phospholipid scramblase activity
Source: RefSeq, a predicted model, not a curated record